This is a messenger RNA of Drosophila arizonae, 1691 nucleotides long. Its product is annotated as organic cation transporter 1-like. Gene Ontology annotation, molecular function: transmembrane transporter activity. NCBI's taxonomy places the organism in Eukaryota, Metazoa, Arthropoda, Insecta, Diptera, Drosophilidae. Gene Ontology annotation, biological process: transmembrane transport. The record is from RefSeq and is a predicted model, not a curated record. Gene Ontology annotation, cellular component: membrane.
AACGGCAGCGUUAGAUCAUGGACUUCGAUGAAAUUUUGGCCAAGUGCGGCAAUAGCCAUCGCUACCAAUAUAUGCUGCUCGCCUUCUAUGGCUUUCUCAUGCUGGUUGUGUCAAUGCACUACUUCUCCCAGAACGUGAUCAGCUUUGUGCCCGACCACUGGUGCUAUCACGAGCAGCUGAGGAAUCGCAGCAUCACAGAGAUCGAGGCCAUCUAUAAACAGUUCGAUAAGCCCUCAUGCACACGCCUGGUGACACUCGGAGAUGAUUCGAAUGGCACCAAUGCCAUUGCCAGUGUGGAGCGAUGUGAUCGUUGGAUCUAUAACUACGAGUUCGGAUUCAGAAGCAUGAAUACCGAGCUUAAUUGGGUAUGCGAUGCCGCGUACAAGGCGCGUGUCGGCCAAUCCUUGUUCUUUGUGGGCUCCAUGUGUGGCACUCUGAUGUUUGGGCUGCUCGGGGACCGCAUUGGCCGCGUCAAGGCCGUCAUAUUGGCCAACUGGUGCGGCUUCUUGGGCGACUUCUCGACCAUAUUUACUGGCAGCUUGACUGCCUUCUCUGUAACGCGUUUCGUGUCUGGCCUGGCUGCUGAUGCCAACUCGUAUCUGAUGUACAUAUUGCUCAUCGAGUAUGUCUCGCCGUCUUUGCGCAACGUGGGCCUGAACAUGGUGAUGGGGAUCUUUUACUCGCUGGGCUUGAUCGGAGCCGCUUGGCUGGCUGUGCUGGUGGGCAACUGGAGGCUGUUUCUGGCCUGCUCCUCCCUGCCGCUGCUCCUCGUCACACUCGUCUAUUUCCUGGUGCAGGAAAGUGCCCAGUGGCUGGUAACACGUAACGAUAUCGAUGGCGCCGUGGAUCGACUGCGUCGCGUGGCCAAGAUCAAUCGGCGUGUGGUCAGCGAUGAGGACUUCAAGGCGUUCCGCAGCUAUUGCCAUUGCCACUACCGCAUUACGGCGACGACUGCAGCGGAGCAGCCAGAGUCCAAGCUGCUUGACAUGCUGAAGACGCCGCGCAUGCGCAGCAGCGCAUUUAAAGUACUGCUCAUUUUCAUCAUCGUGGUGCCCUGCUACAACACCAUCGCACGCAAUGUGGAGGGCCUGGGCAUAUCGCCGUUCAUACUCUUCUCGCUGAACGCGCUGAUGCUGCCGCCUGCUGGCUACGUGCAGGGCUAUCUGCAGGAUGUGGCCGGGCGCAAAGCCACCGCAGUCAGCUGGAUGAUCCUCACUGGCAUAUUGGCCACCGCUGCGGGCCUGGUCAUAUCACUGGGCCAGAACCGCAAUGUGUACCUCUUGGUCGGGCUGACGUUGCUCACACGCUUUGGCGUCUCGAUUGCGGACGGAGUCAGCUCCCAGCUCUGCACCGAGCUCAUACCCACCUGCGUGCGUGGGCGUGGCGUGGCCGUGGCACACGUCGUCGGCUUUGCGGCCUCCUUUCUAUCGCCGUAUAUUCUGCAUUUGGGCACGUAUUACAAGCCCGCACCCACGAUUAUAAUCGGCCUGCUCUUCCUCUCCGGGGCGUAUGUGUGUCUUCUGCUGCCCGAGACACGCAACAAGAAGCUGCCCAUGUCUCUGGCCGAGGGUGAGGAGUUCGGCAAAGGUGAAGGAAUGUUUGAUUUUCUGCAUCAGCUGCGUAAGCAAGGCUCAGCCGAGAAGAAAUUGGAAGCCGAAUUAAAAACCAAAGAGGUCCAGGAAAGCAAAUAA